AUGAAGUUGAUUUACCUGCUUACCUCCCUCACUGCUAUGGCUUUGGCUGCGCCAAGUCCUCUGGGUGAGUAUGUGUGCCAUCCAGAAGCGAAGACCUGUGCUACAAUAUCUGGCCCGAUUGGAGUGUGCUGCCCUGGGCUUAAGUGUGUAUAUAUUAGUCCGGAUCUAGGGGUUUGUCAGCCUAAAGAUGAGUCCACUUGA
Messenger RNA from Aspergillus lentulus, 201 nucleotides. The record is from RefSeq and is a predicted model, not a curated record. Lineage: Eukaryota; Fungi; Ascomycota; Eurotiomycetes; Eurotiales; Aspergillaceae.